AUGGUGAAGGAAACGUUGAUUAUAAUGUCUUCUAGUAUUGGAGCCCAACUAACGUCCGUUAAAAUAGACGGUGGAUGUGGUGGUGGGGACGUGGAGUGUGUAAAAUGCGAGUGUUGUGGUUUAACGGAAGAGUGUACAUUGACAUAUAUUGCAACCGUGAAAGAAAGGAACCAAGGGCGUUGGAUAUGUGGGCUAUGUACGGAAGCAGUGAAAGAUGAGAAGGAAAGAGCGUGUUCGGAUUCGGAAGAGGAAGCAUUGGAUCGACAUAUGAAGUUUUGCAAGAAAUUUGCGAAUUCGCCCCCAACGGAUCAAUCCGAGGAUUUGAUUUCUGCAGUGAAACAUCUUUUGAUUCGAAGUUUGGAAUCUCCAAGGUCGCCAAGAUCUUCGAAUGAUGGUGAGCAGGAAAAUUCGGGUUCUCGUCGGUUGUCAACUUCACGUUUGUCGUUUUAG
Molecule: messenger RNA, 450 nt
Organism: Erigeron canadensis
Lineage: Eukaryota; Viridiplantae; Streptophyta; Magnoliopsida; Asterales; Asteraceae
Exons: 1
Coding region: 1-450 (149 amino acids)
Source: RefSeq, a predicted model, not a curated record